This is a messenger RNA of Miscanthus lutarioriparius, 1557 nucleotides long. Lineage: Eukaryota; Viridiplantae; Streptophyta; Magnoliopsida; Poales; Poaceae. The record is from the annotation of a GenBank genome assembly.
AUGGAGCCCGUGGCGGCGGAGGAAGGAGAGGACCUUCGGUGGAGACGGAGCAAUACCGAUUGCGUCUCCUUCCUUGCUUCCCGCUUCGCCUGCACCAAGGGGGCUAAUUGCGAGUUCCGGCACUGCGAGGGCGCACGGUUCAACCAGAGCUGCUGGUACUGGUUUCCAGGCAAUUGCGUCAACCCGAGCUGCACUUUCCGCCACCCCCCAUUGGAAAGCAUAAACCGAACCAAACCCUUGGCAGAUCCACCUCUCUCGUAUGCUUCUGCUUCUAUCAAGGCAGCUAAUCCUUGUUAUUUCUACUACAACUCAUAUUGUAAGAAAGGUGACAAUUGUCCCUUCCUACAUGAGCCUAUAACUCGUAACGAUGUUGUUGGGAUUUCUUCUGGAGCUCUCACUUCUAAUCUUGCUAAAAAUAGCAAUCCUGCUGGAAAUGAGAUGAUUGAAUCAUCGAAAGAUGCUCUUGCUAAUCCUUGCCAAGGAAGCCCUGACCGCACAAAGGACUACCAGUCAGGACUUCCAGCCUCAAGCAGUCCCAAACAUAAUGGACUUAUUCUCAAUGCACCUCAAACAACAAUUGAUACAGUGGGAUACAUGAAAAGCUCCACACUGUCUGAUCAGAGCUCAGAAGAUUCAGCGAUUGAACAUGCUGAACAAGAUAUAUCACGUGAUUCCUCCCCUGGAUUUGAUGUUCUUGUGGAUGACGGACUUUCUAACAUGAUUGAUCUUGAGCAUCAAUCCACACAAGAAAGGGACACUGAGAUGCUUCACGUGAAACAUCGUGUCGGAGACUCCAUUGUUUAUGGUCUGGAUUAUCAUGAUGCAGAGUACAAGGAGCAAGGACUUCAUGGCUUUGAGCAUGGCAGUUGUCUUGAUUAUUUUGAAGGAGUUCAAGGGCAUGACUGUUUGACUACUUCAGGACAUAUAUUGCAUAAUAGAAUAAAUCUUGUAAAUCCCUCUUGUGAAGAGCAUGUACCAAGAUUCUUCAAUCCAAGAAGCUUAAUGGGAUCACAUUCUGGCUCUGAUCACCAGAACUCUCAGAUUGGACGCAUUUCAAAGCGACCACCUGAGAGAAGAGGUGCUAAGGGCAACAAUGACCGCAAUAAGAGAUGUCGUAUUCAUGAAGCCAGGAAUGGUUCCGAAGAGAUUGACACUAGACCAACUCAUGACAUGCAAAAUUCAUUGAGAGGAGAUUGUUCUCCGCCUCUUGCCUGUGCAACCUUCAGAGGACAGAAGAAGAGAAGUAAAAGAAAACAACGCCAUGUUCGUUCUGCUAGAUCAUCUAAAUAUUCUACUGCAAAGGUGAAGCACCUGGUUUCUGAAGAUUUUAUGGGUCCAAAGACACUUGCUCAGAUAAAAGAAGAGAAGUGUAGAUCCAAGUCAAGUGCUAGUCAUCCCACUGUUCACAUGCCUCAUGGGAGAUCGUCCUCAAAUGAUUUUGAGGGGCCCAAAUCUCUGAGUGAGCUUCUCAAGGUUAAGGGGAGGACUUCUGUUGAUAGGGAAUCAUGCUGUAGCAAGUAUUUACAACAUGAUCAACUUGGUCAGAACUCAGAAUGA